This is a messenger RNA of Racocetra fulgida, 390 nucleotides long. Lineage: Eukaryota; Fungi; Glomeromycota; Glomeromycetes; Diversisporales; Gigasporaceae. The record is from the annotation of a GenBank genome assembly.
AUGAAAACUGUCUUAAUUCCUCUUUAUAUGCAUACAUCUGAUACUUGUUGUGAUUGUCAACCUGGUCAUUCGUUUAAAGCAGACUGGUGUCUUGACCUUCACGGUUUUUUAUCUCGUGAAGAAUUCGCCUCUAGACUUAAUCAAAUAAAUAAUCAUGUCAAAGGCGUUGAACUAAUGACUUUUGGAAAUGGGCGUAUAAACGUAUUAAAACUCGGUUUUUGUAUGAGUAUUAAAUUUGCUUCACUAUUUAGUGAUAAUGCAUUGAUAAUACUUGAGAUAAAUGAUGCCCUUUCUGAUCUUACAGCUAAUACUGUCCGUGUAAAUAUUGAGUAUGAAACAAUCUUCCCUGUUGAGAAUACUCCUAUGGUUAAUGUGAACCAUAAUGUGUAA